AUGUUUUGUUUUUUCCACUAUUCUUGUUUAUCCUAUGGGAAAGGUUCGAAAACCAACUCAAGUCAGCAUCCAAAACUCUUGGACAGGGCAAAAAACCUGGUGGAUGAUCUGCAAGGAAUUUUCUUGGAUCUGCAAUUUGCCAGGAAGGAGAGUCGCAGCAUUGAUGUCACAGUCCUUGAGGAGCAAGUCCAUCAGAUGCUCCGUGAAUGGAAAGCUGAGCUUAAUGAACCUUCUCCAGCGUCUUCAUUGCAACAAGGUGGGAGUCUUGGUUCAUUUUCGUCAGACAUUUGUCGGCUGUUGCAGCUUUGCGAGGAGGAAGAUGAUGCCACUAGUAUAUUAGCUGCACCAAAGCCAGAGCCUAAUGAUCAAAGCCUGCAAGUAGGAGAUGCUGCUGCUUUCCAAGAGAGUUAUGGAGUGAAUCAGGAUCAACAUGAACGCGGCUUUCCAUUAGUUGAUCAUAACAAAGAGUCACCUUCAGGCAUCCGUGCCAUGUCAGUUAACAACUUCGAAGGGGCUACACAAUUGGAAUACCAUCAGUUCGAUUUGCAUCAGGAUUUUGAGCACUUCUACGCAGGUUUCAAUGGUACCGGUUUCUGUGGGGAGGAUGCCUUGCCUCAUACUUCUAGCUAUCUGCCAAGUAUAUGCCCGCCACCAGCUGCAUUCUUAGGUCCAAAGUGUGCACUUUGGGAUUGUCCAAGGCCUGCUCAAGGGUUGGACUGGUGUCAGGACUACUGCAGUAGCUUUCAUGCUGCUUUGGCAAUGAAUGAAGGCCCACCUGGAAUGGGCCCUGUCCUGCGACCUGGUGGCAUAGGCCUCAAGGAUUGUCUGCUCUUUUCUGCUCUUAGUGCUAAGGCACAAGGAAAAGAUGUGGGUAUACCAGAAUGUGAGGGAGCUGCAACUGCAAAGUCUCCAUGGAAUGCUCCUGAGCUCUUUGAUCUUUCGGUUCUUGAUGGUGAAUCAAUUAGGGAGUGGCUCUUUUUUGAUAAGCCUCGAAGGGCAUUUGAAAGUGGGAACAGAAAGCAGAGGUCUUUGCCAGAUUACAGUGGGCGUGGCUGGCAUGAGUCAAGAAAGCAAGUCAUGAAUGAAUUUGGAGGACUGAAGAGAUCAUACUACAUGGAUCCACAGCCACUAAACCAUUUUGAGUGGCACCUUUACGAAUAUGAGAUCAACAAAUGUGAUGCUUGUGCCUUGUAUAGAUUGGAAUUGAAGCUUGUCGAUGGUAAGAAAAGUGCAAAGGGGAAAUCAGCGAGUGAUACAGUUGCUGAUUUGCAGAAGCAGAUGGGAAGGCUCACUGCAGAGUUCCCAUCUGAUAAUAAGCGCUGUGUCAAAGGAAGGGCUAAGAUUAAUGCGACACCAACAAGUGACGAGCUCGAUUAUGGGCUUGGUGUGCAGUAUGACUAUCUUGUUGAUAAUUUAAAUGGCUAUUAUCUAACCUAAUUGAAGAAAUCCUGAUAAAAGAUGAAGUAGCUGCAUCCAUUCGUCUAGUUAUAUAUCUGCUGAAGCAUUUUAACUUGUUGAAGGGGUGGAAACUAUGCAUUUUUUCAAGUCCUUUUUGCAGUUCAUUCUCAGAAAACCAAGUCUAGCUCUUAUUUUUGGUGACCAUAAAUUUGUAUAGUUCACUUGCACACAGAAGUUAUGUAUUAGUUGUUGACGAUCCUUGGUGCUGGCGCUCAAUCUAACUUCUGGAAGACGGUUACAAGCAAAGAGAAAUGGCUGUUUUUCGUCAGUCCAUUUUUAUACCUACUAAGACAUGGUAAACAAUAGAAGCUAAUUGUAUUUCUAGGGUUUUAAAUACUAUAUGCUAAAUGCCUAAAUCUUUCAGCUGCUCAUGAAAGAUAUCUCAGCCUGUAACUGGGUACAUAAUCAAAGACAUUUCUUGAGUCAUUAUCACUUGAUCUAUGCUUGUAAAUGAUUUUGGAUUUAGCACUCGUACGAAAUUUUCGACUGUUUUCUUGAGGGAAGGUGUGAUACAGAGGAUAGCAGAUAGUAAAAACAAGAUAUUCAAGAAAAAUGAUGAUUGUGUGAAUAUUGCCUGCUAU
This is a messenger RNA of Durio zibethinus, 2039 nucleotides long. The record is from RefSeq and is a predicted model, not a curated record. Lineage: Eukaryota; Viridiplantae; Streptophyta; Magnoliopsida; Malvales; Malvaceae.